Myotis lucifugus (little brown bat) is the source of this 1535-nucleotide messenger RNA. RefSeq names its product caspase 6 (gene CASP6). Gene Ontology annotation, cellular component: cytoplasm. The record is from RefSeq and is a predicted model, not a curated record. Gene Ontology annotation, biological process: apoptotic process; proteolysis. Lineage: Eukaryota; Metazoa; Chordata; Mammalia; Chiroptera; Vespertilionidae. The transcript is spliced from 6 exons. The coding region runs from base 382 to 1203 and encodes 273 amino acids.
GGAAAAUAUCCCCCAGUGAGAAUUAACAACAACAAAAAAAGAUAUAGUCAAAGCAAUUUCCUACUUCUUUCAAGUUCCAUAAUCAAAAGACUGUUAAAUCUAGGCAUAUUUCACAAUGAAUGCAUUUGCGUAAUAUUUUCUCCACUUCUCUGUAUGAUAUUCUUUGCUAUUUUGCGGGUAAGAGUUGGGAGUGAGAAAGAAUUAAGCCAUCGAUUUAUAGUUCAUUGGCUUAUUAUGCAGCAGUUUCCCUUUCUUCUUUUCAUAUACCCUUAGCGUGCGGGCGUCAAGGGCAUCCACAUGGCAUUUCCUGCUGUUUCACUACCAGAAGUCAAAGUACAUUAACAAAAAUCAACUUUCGUUUUAAUAGGUGAGGAACAAAACAUGACAGAAAGAGAUGCCUUCUGUAGGAGUGAAAUGUUUGAUCCAGCAGAAAAGUACAAAAUGGACCACAAGAGGAGAGGACUCGCUUUAAUCUUCAACCAUGAGAGGUUCUUCUGGCACCUGACGCUGCCGGAAAGGCGAGGCACCAACGCAGACAGAGACAACCUUACGCGCAGGUUUUUAGAUCUCGGAUUUGAAGUGAAAUGCUUUAACGAUCUGAAAGCAGAAGAACUACUGCUCAAAAUUCAUGAGGCAUCAACGUCUAGCCAUGUAGAUGCGGAUUGCUUUUUAUGCGUUUUCCUGAGUCAUGGCGAAGGCAAUCACAUUUACGCAUAUGAUGCCAAAAUUGAAAUUCAAACACUGACUGGCUUGUUCAGAGGAGACAAGUGUAAGAGCCUGGUUGGAAAACCCAAGAUAUUUAUCAUUCAGGCAUGUCGGGGAAACCAGCAUGACGUGCCAGUCAUUCCUUUGGAUGUAGUGGACCAUCCAGCAGACAGACUGGAUGCCAAUGUCACCCAGGUGGAUGCGGCCUCCGUUUACACCCUGCCUGCGGGAGCAGACUUCCUCAUGUGCUACUCUGUUGCAGAAGGUUAUUAUUCUCAUCGGGAAACUGUGAAUGGCUCAUGGUACAUUCAAGAUUUGUGUGAGAUGCUGAGAAAAUUCGGCUCCUCCUUAGAGUUCACAGAACUCCUCACACUGGUGAACAGGAAAGUUUCUCAGCGCCGAGUGGACUUUUGCAAAGACCUAAGUGCAAUUGGAAAGAAGCAGGUCCCCUGCUUUGCCUCCAUGCUAACUAAAAAGCUGCAUUUCUUUCCAAAAUAGAAAUAAGGCUGUUGUUGUUUUUUUAAUCUAUUUGUAGUCUAAAUAGAUUUCUCUUUUUAUAUAAAUAAGUGUCACUAGAUUGAAGCUUAUGGUAAGGCAAUUUAAAAUUCUUUAAGGUUUAACAAGAGAACUUUAAAAAAAUAGUUCAUAUUGGACAUGGUGAAAGGGUUUGGUAGAUAGAGAAACUAAAUCUAGGGAAUUACUAUAAAUAAAAAUCAACAAACAUUUGUAAUACUUGAUUUUUUUUAAGUUGCAAGGGUACUCAAAAUAUCUGGCUGAUUUAACUUGUAUUUUGUGAAUUUUUAAAUAAAGUUUUAUAAUGUUUUUAAAGA